CUCCUCAAUUUUCGCCAGGUUGUUGAGCUUCUUAAUUUAAUAUAGCCGUUGGGACCCGUGAGAAACAAGAAAAAACAUAACGAGUUUAAAACCCCUAAAUUCAAUCUGCAAUUAUUUUAAUCUUCAACAAUUAAAUCUGCUCUCUCUAAUUUCAUCGUCAUCUUAAUUCUUCCUUCUUGUUUACUAAUAAUAAUCUGUCUCUUUUGUUUUGCAGGGUUUAACUCGAAUUUCUUUUUGUGUUGCAUUAUUUUUGUUGUAUAUCAUACAUUUCCUGUUCUGUUGCUUUUGUGCAUUGUUUUUUUUUGUGUUGCAGAAACCUUUUUGAAUGUUUAGAUGGAUCGACGUGGUGUGUUUCGAGAUAUCUCCUUUCGCCAGAAGAAUUGUAAUGAGAAUUUGGACAGGUUUAUACCAAAUCGGUCGGCUAUGGAUUUCGACUACGCACACUACAUGCUGACCGAUGGGAGGAAAGAUAAGGAAAAUCCUGCACCUACCUCACCAUCAAAGUUGGCCUACCAGAAGCAGCUGAAGGAGAUAUUCCACAAGAACAGGACUAGGAUUCUUGAAUUCAAGAACAAGCCACACAUUCCUGUUGAGUUUAUGCCACAAGAGUAUGCUUCAGUACAACCAUCCAAGCCCAUCAAGCCUCGCAGACACAUUCCUCAGACUUCGGAACGCACUUUGGAUUGCCCUGAUCUCAUGGAUGAUUACUACGUGAAUUUGCUGGACUGGAGUAGUAGCAACGUCAUUGCAGUAGCACUUGGAACCACAGUAUACUUCUGGGAUGCAUCUAGUGGUUCUAUUUCAGGACAUGUUACAGUUGAUGAUGAUAAAGGUCCGAUAAACAGUGUUAACUGGGCUCCAGAUGGCUGUCACAUUGCUGUUGGGCUGAACAACGCUGAAGUUCAGCUUUGGGAUUACUCAGUGAAUCGGCUGCUGAGGACUUUUAGAGGCUACCAUGAAGCUCGUGUUGGUUCUCUAGCUUGGAACAACAAUAUCCUCACAACCGGAUCAAUGGACAGCAAAAUUAUCAACAACGACGUAAGGACUAGAGAUCACGUUGUGGGGAUCUACAGAGGACACCAGCAAGAGGUUUGUGGGCUGAAAUGGUCUGCGUCUGGCCAACAACUAGCUAGUGGGGGCAAUGAUAACCUUCUUCAUAUUUGGGAUAUAUCAGCAUCGUCAAAUACUUCUUCUCAGUAUCUGCACAGGAUUACAGAGCACACAGCUGCUGUGAAAGCCCUCGCAUGGUGCCCAUUCCAGGGAAAUUUGUUGGCUUCUGGAGGAGGUGCGGCCGACAGAUGCAUCAAGUUUUGGAACACCCAUACCGGAGCAUGCUUAAAGUCAGUGGACACUGGUUCUCAGGUUUGUUCUUUACUGUGGAGCAAGAAUGAGCGCGAGUUGCUUAGCUCACAUGGUUACACCGACAACCAGCUGAUCUUGUGGAAGUAUCCUUCUAUGGUGAAAAUGACCGAGCUUGCUGGACAUACAUCCAGAGCACUUUUCAUGGCUCAGAGUCCAGAUGGAUGUACAGUUGCUUCUGCCGGUGACGAGAUAUUGAGGUUUUGGAAUAUGUUUGGGACUCCUGAAGUUACUAAACCUGCACGAAAACGUGAUCCUGAACCAUUUGCCUAUGUGUGUCGCAUCCGUUGAUGACUAUCUGCCGUGCUGUCAAGGUAUAAAAAAACAUUUUGGGCCGUUUUGAGAGAUGACUCAUGCUCUCGACCGAUAUUUGGCGUUAUGAUAGGCGCAUUACUCGCGUCACUUUUCUGCAACAGCGAUCGCGACCAGUACCACAUUUUUACACUAUCAUCAUUGUGUUACGAAGCACUUUAAAAGGUUUUGUAUUUUACAGAAAUGAUAUAUGAGCACGCGGCAGCUGCCAACCAUCGCAAUUGCUAGGAAAAGUGGCAUCUGUAACCAUUGUUGCAACUUGCAACCUUGACCACACCAGAUUUUAUACCAUGGUUUCAGUUAGGCUGUGAUUAAGAUCAAAUGCUUCUAUGACUUUGAUUCUUAAAUUAUAAUCUUAUAGUGAAGAUUUGUAUUUUGUAAAAUUCCAAAGCACUUACUGGAGCUCAACCUAAUUACUGGUAGUAGAAGCACUUCUUUUGGGAGCCACUUAAUGGUGGGAUUCGGAAUUUUGUUGGGUAACUAUUUGUUCUAGACAAU
Messenger RNA from Amaranthus tricolor (Joseph's coat), 2169 nucleotides. Its product is annotated as cell division cycle 20.2, cofactor of APC complex-like. The transcript has 6 exons. Gene Ontology annotation, cellular component: anaphase-promoting complex. Lineage: Eukaryota; Viridiplantae; Streptophyta; Magnoliopsida; Caryophyllales; Amaranthaceae. Bases 334 to 1650 code for a protein of 438 amino acids. The record is from RefSeq and is a predicted model, not a curated record. Gene Ontology annotation, biological process: anaphase-promoting complex-dependent catabolic process; positive regulation of ubiquitin protein ligase activity; positive regulation of anaphase-promoting complex-dependent catabolic process. Gene Ontology annotation, molecular function: anaphase-promoting complex binding; protein binding; ubiquitin ligase activator activity.